Messenger RNA from Saimiri boliviensis boliviensis (Bolivian squirrel monkey), 3426 nucleotides. RefSeq names its product neurofilament medium chain (gene NEFM). Gene Ontology annotation, molecular function: structural constituent of cytoskeleton. Gene Ontology annotation, biological process: neurofilament bundle assembly. The record is from RefSeq and is a predicted model, not a curated record. Gene Ontology annotation, cellular component: intermediate filament; axon; postsynaptic intermediate filament cytoskeleton. NCBI's taxonomy places the organism in Eukaryota, Metazoa, Chordata, Mammalia, Primates, Cebidae.
AAGGCGCUGGUGAUAUUCGCACCAAGGGUGCCAAACGCAAUCGGGAGGUGAGAAAUGGGGAGAAGGCGAACAACCGGAGACAAGUGGCCUGGGACGGAAAAGGGACCUGGAGGGAGUGGCUGCGCCCCAGGCAGCAAAUUCCGGGGUCCCGGGUCGAGGCGGCCACGCGCACGUGGAGCAGGUGCUGAAUCACCGCUCCGCCGCUCCGCCGCCCCCCUCCCCUCCUCCCCGACCGGUGCCCGCAGUCCCCGCCUCCUCGGCCGCCGCCUCCACUGGGCGGGGCCCUGGCCCGGGACCAGCGCCGCGGCUAUAAAUGGGCUGCGGCGAGGCCGGCAGAACGCUGUGACAGCCACACGCCCCAAGGCCUCCAAGAUGAGCUACACGUUGGACUCGCUGGGCAACCCCUCCGCCUACCGGCGGGUAACCGAGACCCGCUCGAGCUUCAGCCGCGUCAGCGGCUCACCGUCCAGCGGCUUUCGCUCGCAGUCGUGGUCCCGCGGCUCGCCCAGCACCGUGUCCUCCUCCUACAAACGCAGCAUGCUCGCCCCGCGCCUCGCCUACAGCUCGGCCAUGCUCAGCUCCGCCGAGAGCAGCCUCGACUUCAGCCAGUCCUCGUCCCUGCUCAACGGCGGCUCCGGACCCGGUGGCGACUACAAGCUGUCCCGCUCCAGCGAGAAGGAGCAGCUGCAGGGGCUCAACGACCGCUUCGCCGGCUACAUCGAAAAGGUGCACUACCUGGAGCAACAGAACAAGGAGAUCGAGGCGGAGAUCCAGGCGCUGCGGCAGAAGCAGGCCUCGCACGCCCAGCUGGGCGACGCGUAUGACCAGGAGAUCCGCGAGCUGCGCGCCACGCUGGAGAUGGUGAACCACGAGAAGGCUCAGGUGCAGCUGGACUCGGACCACCUGGAGGAAGACAUCCACAGGCUCAAGGAGCGCUUCGAGGAGGAGGCGCGGCUGCGCGACGACACCGAGGCGGCCAUCCGCGCGCUGCGCAAAGACAUCGAGGAGGCGUCGCUGGUCAAGGUGGAGCUGGACAAGAAGGUACAGUCGCUGCAGGAUGAGGUGGCCUUCCUGCGGAGCAACCACGAGGAGGAGGUGGCCGACCUUCUGGCCCAGAUCCAGGCCUCACACAUCACGGUGGAGCGCAAAGACUACCUGAAGACAGACAUCUCGUCGGCGCUGAAGGAGAUCCGCUCCCAGCUCGAGUGCCACUCCGACCAGAAUAUGCACCAGGCCGAAGAGUGGUUCAAAUGCCGCUACGCCAAGCUCACUGAGGCGGCCGAGCAGAACAAGGAGGCCAUCCGCUCCGCCAAGGAAGAGAUCGCCGAGUACCGGCGCCAGCUGCAGUCCAAGAGCAUCGAGCUGGAGUCGGUGCGCGGCACCAAGGAGUCCCUGGAGCGGCAGCUCAGCGACAUCGAGGAGCGCCACAACCACGACCUCAGCAGCUACCAGGACACCAUCCAGCAGCUGGAAAACGAGCUUCGGGGCACAAAAUGGGAAAUGGCUCGUCAUCUGCGCGAAUACCAGGACCUCCUCAACGUCAAGAUGGCUCUGGAUAUAGAAAUUGCUGCGUACAGAAAACUCUUGGAGGGUGAAGAGACCAGAUUUAGCACAUUUGCAGGAAGCAUCACUGGGCCACUGUACACACACCGACAGCCCUCAGUCACAAUAUCCAGUAAGAUUCAGAAAGCCAAGGUCGAAGCUCCCAAGCUCAAGGUUCAACACAAAUUUGUUGAGGAGAUCAUAGAAGAAACCAAAGUGGAGGAUGAGAAGUCAGAAAUGGAAGAUGCCCUGGCAGCCAUUACAGAGGAACUGGCCAUUUCCAUGAAGGAAGUGAAGGAGGAAGAAGCAGAAGAAAAGGAAGAGGAACCAGAAGCUGAAGAAGAGGAAGUCGCUGCCAAAAAGUCUCCAGUGAAAGCUACUGCGCCUGAAGUUAAAGGAGAGGAAGAAGGGGAAAAGGAAGCAGAAGAAGGCCAGGAAGAAGAAGAGGAGGAAGAAGACGAGGGCGCUAAGUCAGACCAAGCCGAAGAGGGAGGAUCCGAGAAGGAAGGCUCCAGUGAAAAAGAAGAAGGUGAACAGGAAGAAGGAGAAACAGAGGCUGAAGGGGAAGGAGAAGAAGCCGAAGCUAAAGAGGAAAAGAAAGUGGAGGAAAAGAGUGAGGAAGUGGCCACCAAGGAAGAGCUGGUGGUAGACGCCAAGGUGGAAAAGCCAGAAAAAGCCAAGUCUCCUGUGCCAAAAUCACCUGUGGAAGAGGCAAAAUCAAAAGCAGAAGUGGGGAAAGGUGAACAGAAAGAGGAAGAAAGAAAGGAAGUCAAGGAAGCUCCCAAGGAGGAGAAGGUAGAGAAGAAGGAAGAGAAACCAAAGGACGUGCCAGAGAAGAAGAAAGCUGAGUCCCCAGUAAAGGAGGAAGCCGUGGAGGAGGUGGUCACCAUCACCAAAUCGGUAAAGGUACACUUAGAGGAGACUAAAGAAGAGGGGAAGCCACAGCAGCAGGAAAAGGAGAAAGCGGGAGGAGAGGGACGGAGCGAGAAGGAAGGGAUUGAUAAAGGUUCCAAGGAAGCCAGGAAGGAAGACAUAGCUGUCAACGGGGAGGUAGAAGGAAAAGAGGGGGAGGAGCAGGAGACCAAGGAAAAGGGCAGUGGGAGGGAAGAGGAGAAAGGCGUUGUCACCAAUGGCCUAGACUUGAGCCCAGCAGAUGAAAAGAAGGGGGGUGAUAAAAGUGAGGAGAAAGUAGUGGUGACCAAAACCGUAGAAAAAAUCACCAGUGAGGGGGGAGAUGGUGCUACCAAAUACAUCACUAAAUCUGUAACCGUCACUCAAAAGGUCGAAGAGCAUGAAGAGACCUUUGAGGAGAAACUAGUGUCUACUAAAAAGGUAGAAAAAGUCACUUCACACGCCAUAGUAAAGGAAGUCACCCAGAGUGACUAAGAUUUGAGUCCAUUGCAGAAGGUUAAGCCAUAUGACAAUUUCAAAAUGCAUGUGAUUGGCAGCUUCAAAACAGAACAGAACGGGUUCUCCCAUGGGGGCUCCAGACAUUGUAUUUUACUUAGUGCAAUAUGAGGGGACUGCAUGCAAGCUCAGGGUGCUCCCUCCUCAGUCUUUGGGGGAUUCAAAUGCAUGAUAUUGUAUGUAUCUGGGAAAUUGGCCAAUUUCCUAAGCUGUUGGAAGGGGGUCACUCGGGGGGGGGAUGUCUUGGGAUGUAUUAUGCAAAGUACCAACUGAGCCAAAUACAAUAAAUGAAACAGAGAACUCUCUUAGCCUUAAGAAAGCUAUAUAUGAAUAACUAUGUUUACCUCACUGGUGCAUUUAAAAUGGACUUUCGUUCAUGGGAGAACCUUGUUGACAUGCACAGUUUGCAAUCUUAUGUUGAUCGAUGUUAAAUGUCACAGCAGUACUUGCUCAAUAAAGGUCAUAUUGGAAACAUAG